AUGGAUGGCUUUAUCGAUGAUGAGCCCGAGGAGUCAGAAGAUGAAGAAGUAUACGAAGAUGCCAAAGAUCACGAAGGAUCUGGCGAAGAUGUUGCGAAUGAAAUCGUUGAUGCCCAGCCGGAGGAGUCGGAUGAGAGCAACGAUCAGCUUGCAGCUCAACUUAAUGAGAACAAAGAAUCUGGAGUGGAGAGCACAGAAGUGCCAAAGGGAAAUUUGGAGGCGACCUCGAAGGGUAAAGCUGAAUCUGAGGAUGAAUCAUCGAAGAGCGACGAAUCCGAGUCCGAAUCCGAGUCCGAAUUAGAGUCUAACAGAAAACAACCAAAUACUCCCAAGCCGGCUGCCCCAGGAUUCCAAUCUACUCAGAAGCUGCCCUCCUCCCAGCCGAAAUCAGCCCCUAAGACUACCCUCAAGAGUCUCUUGCAAGCUGCCAAGCAAGAGUCAACGCGCCAGCAAAAGCCAGCUCCAGCUCCAGCCAUCGCAGCCAAGCCCAGGACUUCUUCGGCUUCAAAGCCCAAAUCCAGCGUGUGGGAAGUACCAUCCUCAGAUGAUGAGAGCAAUGAUAGCGACGACAGCGAACAGGGUGAUAUUCUCCCCAAUGGUGAUUCCCGCAAGCCGCGAAAGCCUUACUCACUACGGGGUUAG
This is a messenger RNA of Penicillium cosmopolitanum, 642 nucleotides long. RefSeq lists its product as uncharacterized. Lineage: Eukaryota; Fungi; Ascomycota; Eurotiomycetes; Eurotiales; Aspergillaceae. The transcript is spliced from 2 exons. The coding region runs from base 1 to 642 and encodes 213 amino acids. The record is from RefSeq and is a predicted model, not a curated record.